Messenger RNA from Daphnia pulicaria, 3873 nucleotides. RefSeq lists its product as uncharacterized. The record is from RefSeq and is a predicted model, not a curated record. Gene Ontology annotation, molecular function: zinc ion binding; mRNA binding; single-stranded RNA binding. Gene Ontology annotation, cellular component: cytoplasm. The transcript is spliced from 15 exons. NCBI's taxonomy places the organism in Eukaryota, Metazoa, Arthropoda, Branchiopoda, Diplostraca, Daphniidae. Gene Ontology annotation, biological process: positive regulation of cytoplasmic translation. Bases 197 to 3655 code for a protein of 1152 amino acids.
CGAGCGAGAACGCGACAGCAAAGAUCGUGACCGUGGCAAUAAUGGAGACAACAAAGAACUUGCCAGAGACCGUGAUCGUGAGAGAAGAGAACGUAAAAGGAAGAGAUCACGCAGUCGCUCUCGUAGCCGUGAUCGUACUACAAGAAGACGUAGAUCCAGAUCCAAUUUUUGGAAAUCAGGUUUAGGUUGUUUCAAAAUGAUGAACAACUCAAAAUCAAAACACUCUAAUGGAAAUGACCAUUCAAAAUCCAAACCUCAUGGAAAGCGAAAGCCAAUAAGAAAUACUUCAAAUGAAGACACAGUUGAAACAGUUUAUGUUGAAUCCAAUCAUGUUCCACUGGUGAUCCCCAAAUGGGAAAAACCAGAUACUCAAAGAAAAUCUUUCCAUCUUGCAAGGGAUCCCCGCAUGACCUCAAAUCCCAUUAUGGAACGUGAUGAUGACAUGGAUGAAGAUAUUUCCAAUGAAGCAUUUCCUCCGGAUUUGACAAAUAACGAAUUAGUACACACCGCAGAAUUUCUCCAAUCAAUCAUCGACAUCAACGUCGAAAAUGUUAAAAGUGAAAAAGAUGAUCUACUUGGACUUCGAGAAACUGACGAUUGGAAAAUCCAGUUUUGGAGUGAAGCAAAUACAACCACUGAAGAAGAUCGCAGUCGUUCAAAGAGGUCUCGUGACAAGUCAGUGGAUAGAGAUCGUUCUGUAUCUCGUGACAACCACCCACCCACCCAUAGCGCUGGUUCAUCCAGAGGUGCCGCCACCGAAUCGUGGGAUGCUCCUGUCGAUGUUUGGGGACUGGGAAGCACCGCUAGUGGUUCAAAGACCUCUACAUCUCGUUCUGCAACACCCGUCAGCAGCGAACCUGAUGACUGGAACGCUGCAACCAACGCCUGGGGUUCCGUUACAUCCAAUCGAACUGCAGCGAAAACGACGCCUAUUACAAGACCUGCAUCGAGUAGUGGCGCCUCUAAUGAUGAUUGGGGAGCUCGUGCUGAUGCGUGGGCAUCGGGCGGAAGUUCAGCUCCUCGUGGAAGAACAACACCAAGUGCAAGCCCAGCAGGAACCAGCACGGAUGAUUGGGGUGCACCCAGCAAAACGCCAACCAGUGGUAACGGUGUUGCGGCGGAUGAUUGGAAUUCCGGCUGGAGAUCUACAUCUAAUCCGUCGACUCACAAGUCCACUUUUGCUCCCAAACCUGGAGGUGGUGAUUACUGGGGAGCCAAAGCUGAUGCUUGGGCAAGCUCUAAGGGAAGGACAACUCCAAGCGCUAACAAAGAUGAUGAUUGGGGAGGCUCUACCAGUUCAAGCAGUCCCUGGGCAACUGGCGCAAAUGCUGCUCCCCAAUCAAGAGGUGGAAGAACUUCUUCACGGGGUGGAUCCAGAUCCGGUGCUCCUGCCGUCAGCCAACCAGCUCCAGUCGACGAUUGGGGUAUACCUAGUGAUACACCAGCUGCCCCACCUGCUACAACUACACCUCGUAGCGGUGCAGCAACAACAUCAACCAACGACGACUGGGGUACAGAAGCCGAUGCCUGGGCAUCUGGAACUAGUAGCAAGCCAACAACUCCGAGAGCUGCACCGACCGCUAGUUCAUCUGGUGGUGGCGGUGAUGAUUGGUCAUCAGCAGCCGAUACCUGGGCCAGUGGAAGCAGCUCCAAGACCACAACGCCUAGUGCCAGCAAAUCGGAUGAUCCAUGGAGUGUCGUAGUUAACAGUGGAGGAUGGUCUUACUGCUCUAGAGGAAGAGGAGGAGGAACCAUGUCCUAUUAUAAUUCUCAGUCUAGCUUUGGCCCCAAUGGAGAGAGUAGCGACAAUCGCUCCCGAAACACUACAGCGCCUGUCAUUAAUGAUGAUUGGAGGCGUUCUGCCACCACAAGCAGCACUCACUGGACUACGGGCAGUAGAAAAUUCAACGACGACGCUUGGGGAGCUCCUGCAUCUACUCAAGGAGGCAGUAGAGCAGAUUUAAACGGAAGACGAAUCAAGCUUGUCGAGGAUAAAGAUUCUGGUAGACGCGAAUCUCGCCGUCGUUCUCGUUCCCGCUCACGUCGUCGCUCAUCUUCUCGUUCCCGCUCACGUCAUCGCUCACGUCGUCGUUCACGUUCUCGUUCCCGAUCACGUCGUCGCUCACGUCGUCGCUCACGUUCUCGCUCCAGGUCCAGAAGCAAGAGCCGCAGUCGUUCAAAAAGAAGGAAAAUUGUCCUAAAUGUCCAUUUAGGAAGCAAAAGUCGCAGCCGCUCCAAAUCUCGCGGGCAUUCAAAGUCCAAGAGCAAGUCCCGUUUGCGUUCUCCGAGAAAGUCUCGAUCCGAGUCGAGGUCUCGCGACAAGUCUAUGGAUAGGUCAAAGAGCAAGUCACACUCACGUUCGUCAAGAAAAUCUCGCUCCAAGUCCAGGUCUCGUGACAAGUCAGUGGAUAGAGAUCGUUCUGUAUCUCGUGACAAGUUUUUUGUACGCCCUGACUCCGUAAGGAAAUGCUUCCGCUGCGGUGUAGUGGGCCAUGAAGCAAAAAAUUGUAGAAACAACGAUAAAAAUGCCUGGGCAUCUGGAACUAGUAGCAAGCCAACAACUCCGAGAGCUGCACCGUCCGCUAGUUCAUCUGGUGGUGGCGGUGAUGAUUGGUCAUCAGCAGCUGAUAACUGGGCCAGUGGAAGCAGCUCCAAGACCACAACGCCUAGUGCCAGCAAAUCGGAUGAUCCAUGGAGUGACGUAGGUAACAGUGGAGGAUCGUCUUACAGCUCUAGAGGAGGAGGCGGAGGAUCGUAUGGCUCUAGAGGAGGCGCUGGCGGCGGCAGAGGAGGAGGAGGAGGAGGAAGACCCUGCUUUAACUGCAAUGAAGAAGGUCACAUGUCUAGAGAAUGCCCCAAGCCUUCUACCAGGGGAGGUGGUAGAGGAGGAGGAAGAGGAGGAAGCACUGCGACGUGUUAUAAUUGCAAUGAAGAUGGACACGUGUCGAGAGAAUGCCCCAAGCCUUCCACCAGGGGUAGAGGAGGAGGAAGAGAAGGAGGUAGCGGUGGUGGAAGGAAUACUUGCUUUAAGUGUAAUGAAGAAGGGCACAUGUCAAGAGAUUGUCCCAAUGGAGGCAGUAGCGGGGGAGGCAGUCGCUCCCGAUCCAGUACCGCGCCUGCCGAUGAUGAUUGGGGAACAUCUUCCGCCACCAGCAGCAGCAGUCCAUGGGCUACGGGUGCUAAUGCAGCUCCUAGAGGUAGAGCAACACCGAGUGCUGGAAAAUCAAAUGAUGAUGUUUGGGGAGCUCUAGCACCUCCUCGAGGAGGCAAUAGAUCAACACCAAGUGCCAGCAAGUCAAAUGACGAUGAUUGGGGAGCUCCUGUGCCUCUCGUAGCAGGUGGCAGAGCAACUCCUAGUGCUAGCAAAUCCAACGACGAUGAUUGGGGAGCUACUGCCGAUUCCUGGUCUUCGGUUACUGGAAAGAGUGGUGGUGGAGAUCGCGGGUCAAGAUCUAGUAGAAGUGUUGCACCUUCAGGGGAUUCCUGGGACACUGACGCGACCUCCAAAGCUUCUGCGUCUAGAGGAGAUGAUGAUUGGGGUUCGUCUACCACUGCACCUGGAACAACACCGAGAUCUGGUAAUGGUCGAAGAAGCUCCCGCCCAGGUGGUCGCAGUAACGAAAUCAAGCUUGUCGGGGAUAAAGAUUCGGGCUGACGCGGUUCUCACGGUCUUUCGUUUAUAAAGGGUAGAUUUAUUGCAUCAUUGACGGAACCCAGAUGUCUGUUUCAUUCUUUAAUUCGUUGUUAUCCAACUGCCUCGCUCUAAUAAUAAUAAGCUACGCUAGAAAAUGUUUGCAUGUCAGUUAACCCUACAUACUACUUUCCUAUUCUCCAAUUAAGCAGAUUGUUUUCCAGCAACACCAACGUUUGCAU